Messenger RNA from Triticum turgidum subsp. durum (durum wheat), 372 nucleotides. The record is from the annotation of a GenBank genome assembly. NCBI's taxonomy places the organism in Eukaryota, Viridiplantae, Streptophyta, Magnoliopsida, Poales, Poaceae.
AUGCUGCUGCGACGAGGUGAAUACUCCUAUAUAACAAGCCCCUCUCCCCGCUCCUAUACAUCCGUCUACCAUAGAACCCAGCUCGAAGCCGAAGGCUUUCACAUUCUACCAUACAAUCCUCUUCAUCCUUCACAAGCAACCGCCAUGGGUCUGUCCGCAAAGGUCUUCGUGGUCCUCCUGCUGCUGCUCGUUGCCACGGAGGAGCAGGGGGGUUCCGUGCAGGUGGCUCUGGCGAGGGAUUGCAAGUCGGAUAGCCACAAGUUCCAUGGGGCGUGCUUCAGCGACACCAACUGCGCGAACGUCUGCCAGACCGAGGGCUUCACCGGCGGCAAGUGCGACGGCAUCCACUGCCACUGCACCAAGGACUGCUAG